GGAAGGUGCCCUGUGCAGCGCGCUACGGAGGUGUCGGAGCUAGGCUGCAAUUACACGUCCCACAGCUCAGAGACGGUAAACAAAGAGCAGGCAGCCCGGCUCGCAUUAUUCUCCCCAUCCUGCGUCAGGCUCCCCGCCCGCAGCCACCCAGGCUGACAGAGACGAACUCUUCGCGACUACCGGUGAAAGCGGAAGACCACGGCCUCGCAGGGAGCAACUGCGGGAGCAUUGCAUGGAGAGCCCGGGGUGCGGGGUGGACGGAGCGGGAGGGCCCCCGGCUGGCGUUUUUUAGUCUUCACCUCUCUGUGCUCUUACGCCCGCUGAAAGCCAGCCAGUAAAACAACGAGCGCGGUAAGGCAUUACAGACCUUGCCAUCAUGGCAUAUUCUGAUCACUGUAAACAGUUGUUAGACAAAUUAAACAAGCAGAGAGAAGGCGGCUUCCUGUGCGACUGCACCAUUCUCAUUGGUGACUUCCAGUACAAGGCUCACAGAAAUGUGUUGGCUUCUUUCAGUGAAUAUUUUGGAGCCCUUUUCAAGGAUGCUUUGGACUGCAUUAUACUUCUGGAUCAGAAGCAAGUGACCCCAGCUGGAUUCCAAACAAUGCUAGAUUUUAUAUACAGUGGUAACUUAAAUUUUGAUAGAUGUAAUAUAGAAGAAAUAUGUAAGGCUGCCGAAUACCUCAGACUAGAAAAAGUUGCUUUGACAUGUAGAACUAAAAUGGACUCUGUUAUGUUGGAAAAAACCUUUGUGACAGAAUUGCCUCUGACAGAGGCAAGCCAAGACACAAAUGAACAGUCUGCUUUUCCGCAUCUUCAAGGCACAAACAAAACUGAGGUUAUAUGUUCAGCCAAAAAAAUUGUAAGUAUAAAAGCUUCUAGGAGCAAAAAAUGGAAAAGGAAAAUGCGUUCUCAUCAAAAAGUUCAAAAAAAUGUAGCUGAGCAGCAGAAUCCGGUCUCCAUUGCUCCCCCAGAUCUCAGCCUGGACAUAAACGGUCUGACAGAAGCAUUGGUAGGCCCCGUCACUCAGGAAAAGGAUAACGGCUCACUGCCACUUAUAACUGCACUAAACUCUGAAAGCCUUUUAAUGGAAGAAAGUGUUGCACAAUCUGCUUGUAUGAAGCGGAAACAUGUCAAGUUACAGCAAAAUGGUGCUCUAAAGGAGCACUGUAUGGCUAAUAUCGUAAGUGCAAACAAUGUGUGCAAGAUGGACGGUUUGGUGAAAGGCUUGGAACAGAAAUACUUCAAAAAUAAACCUACGUGCAAUACUUGCGGAAAGAUUUUCUCAGAAGCCAGCAGUCUUCGGCGACACAUGCGGAUCCACAAAGGUGUUAAACCUUACGUGUGUCAUUUAUGUGGGAAAGCUUUUACUCAGUGUAACCAGCUGAAAACACAUGUACGGACCCAUACAGGAGAAAAACCAUAUCAGUGCAAACUCUGCGAUAAAGGCUUUGCUCAGAAAUGCCAGUUGGUCUUUCAUAGUCGAAUGCAUCAUGGUGAAGAGAAACCAUAUAAAUGUGACGUGUGCAAUCUACAGUUUGCAACCUCCAGUAAUUUAAAAAUUCACGCCAGAAAACACAGUGGAGAAAAGCCAUAUGUCUGUGACAGGUGUGGCCAGAGAUUUGCACAGGCCAGUACCCUGACAUACCAUGUCCGUCGUCACACGGGAGAGAAGCCGUAUGUCUGUGACACAUGUGGCAAGGCGUUUGCAGUCUCCAGUUCUUUAAUUACUCAUGCAAGAAAGCAUACAGGGGAGAAACCUUAUAUCUGUGGAGUUUGUGGGAAGAGUUUCAUUUCUUCGGGAGAACUUAAUAAACACUUUCGGUCCCAUACAGGGGAAAGGCCCUUUGUCUGUGAAGUGUGUGGAAAUUCCUAUACAGAUGUGAAAAAUUUAAAGAAGCACAAGCUGAAAAUACAUAGUGGAAGUGAAGAUGCAGAUGAAACAGACGCAAUUGAUGAUACACAUAACGAGGAGGACACCGAACAGAAAAGUCCAGAAGCAGAUAACCUUGAUCUGAAGCCAUCCGAGUUAUUCUUACCCCUCACUCUUCACAUAGGUCCUGAAGACCAUCAAAUGUUGCUGCCUGUAACUGAUAAUCAAUGUCUCUCUUCAGAGACUUUACUGAGGACAUCGGCAAACAGCUAUUCAGAACCACAAUAUAUAUUUCUACAGCAGAUGUACUGACAAACAGAGCACAACAAUGCUAGCAAAUAACAAACUGCAUCCCUGUAGGGUAAGACUACGAUGGAGGUUUAUAGCUGCAGUUUUGCCUGUUAGAAGAAACAUUCUUUGAUCUGUGAUGUAGAGGGAACAUUUACCCUAAUAUUUUUUACUUGCAAUAUUUUACCAGCACCUUGGGCUGUUUUGCUGGCAUUAUUUUUUUAGUGGAUGAAUAAUUGCAGUAAUGUGUUAGAAUGUUUACAUAAUGGUAACUUGCUUUAUUUAAAUAAGAGCAUAUUUUUUAAAUGUCUGUUGGACUCAUAGCCUAUUUGCAGUAGUUCCAUUAAAUACAUUUAUCUUUUUUGGA
Molecule: messenger RNA, 2525 nt
Organism: Pseudophryne corroboree (corroboree frog)
Lineage: Eukaryota; Metazoa; Chordata; Amphibia; Anura; Myobatrachidae
Gene: MYNN
Product: myoneurin
Exons: 8
Coding region: 377-2182 (601 amino acids)
Biological process (GO): regulation of transcription by RNA polymerase II
Cellular component (GO): nucleus
Molecular function (GO): protein binding; DNA-binding transcription factor activity, RNA polymerase II-specific
Source: RefSeq, a predicted model, not a curated record